AUGUCCUCUGCUUUGAGAUCCUUCAUGCGACUUCGAGGACGGUCGGCAUUCACCGGAUCAACGCUCAACAGACCAUUGCCGAGAUCACCGCAAGCCAUCCGCGCUUUAACUACCACGAUUAGAUGGGAUCAGGGGGAACUACUUUUAAGAAGCCAAAAAGACCAAGAAGUGGUCGUGCGGAAGAUCCCGCAGCUGUGGCUUAGGGAUAACUGCCGCUGCACAGAGUGUGUCAACCAAGACACAAUGCAGCGAAACUUCAACACGUUCGAGAUUUCAAUGAACAUAUCCGCAAGGGCCCUCGAAACAAACGAAGAUGGCUUUGAUGUCUUGUGGUCGGACUGGCACAAGAGCACCUACACGUGGUCAUGGUUACGUUCUUUAGUGCAUCGAGACCCAAGCAAGGUUCUGAACCGCAUUCACGGAAGUCGGUUCUGGAACCACUCUAUAGCUUCCAACCCUCCUGAAGUCUCUUACCAAUCUGUCAUGGACAAAUGCAAUAACGCCGGGAUGGCGGAGCUAACAAACAAGAUUCGUAAUUAUGGCCUGUGCUUCGUCAUCGACACACCAAAGACGCCCGAGGCUACCAAGCAACUCCUGGAGGCCAUAGGGCCCAUUCGCAACACUCACUACGGCGGCUUCUACGACUUUGUACCCGAUCUCGCCAAGGCUGACACGGCUUACACGAACCUGGCGCUAGCUGCACACACAGACACAACCUAUUUCACUGAACCGGCCGGCUUGCAGGCUUUCCAUUUGCUGUCCCACGAACCGCCUCCCGGUGAAGCGCAGGAAGAAAGCCUCGGCGGCCAAUCACUUCUUGUCGAUGGAUUCCAAGCAGCCCAUCGGUUGAGACUAGAGCACCCAGAGGCGUACGAAAUUCUUCGCACUGUCCGAGUUCCAUGGCAUGCCAGUGGGAAUAAAGACGUGGCAAUCGCACCAGAUAAGGGUUACGCCGUCAUUGAAACAAGUUCUCGAAGACUGUUCCGGAUUCGCUGGAACAACGAUGAUAGAGGGGUCAUCCCGCUCCGGGCCGACGUCGACAAAUGGUACGCAGCAGCCAGAACAUGGGACAGCAUAUUGCGGCGCAAGAAGAACCAGUACUGGUUCCAGCUCACGCCUGGACGAGUGCUGAUCUUUGACAAUUGGCGCGUCCUUCAUGGCCGAAGAGCCUUUGAGGGUCAACGACGGAUUUGUGGCGGGUAUAUUAACCAAGAUGACUUUAUUUCCCGCUGGAAGACGUCCAACUUUCCGAGAGACGAAGUCAUCGCCGCGAAUAUCAGCUGA
Molecule: messenger RNA, 1284 nt
Organism: Ustilaginoidea virens
Lineage: Eukaryota; Fungi; Ascomycota; Sordariomycetes; Hypocreales; Clavicipitaceae
Exons: 10
Coding region: 1-1284 (427 amino acids)
Biological process (GO): carnitine biosynthetic process
Cellular component (GO): mitochondrion
Molecular function (GO): iron ion binding; trimethyllysine dioxygenase activity
Source: RefSeq, a predicted model, not a curated record